AUCGAAGAUGCUUACAUGUUUGUCGUUGACUACAAUUCAAGUCCAAAGUCCAAACAGUCCCUUGGAGUUGGGAGGACAGACCGCACGAAAAUUUAGAAGAUCCACACCCCCCAGUGACAAUGUGCACGUUACUUGUUGCUCCUAUUUCUGACUUAGAAGUUUAGUUUUCUUAUUCCCUUUUCCAUUAUUCAAGCUCACCUUCCACCCAAAUUCAGGGUCAUGCUCGUACAGUUGUUCAUUUGGUUGAAGUAUUGAAGAUUUGGUUGUGAAUCUUUCUUACACAGUAUCUGAAUCUUCAAUGGCGGCAAUACUGGCUUCUCACAGCUGUUAUUGCCACAAUAUGGAGUCAAUAAAUCAAGGAAGAGCACUACACAACCUCAGUUUCUCAAGCUCAAUUUCUGCUCAUAAAGCUUCAAAGUUUGACAGAUCAACACAUAAUCCACCUAGGACUGAUAAGUUUUACAAGUUUGAUGUGAAAAUGAAACAAAAAGAAUCAGUACCCUCAAAAUUAGUUACCAAUGGGCGAGCUGUUAAAAUGGUACCAGCUAGUGAAGUAAAGAAAAGAAAGACUCCAUCCACUAAUAAAGUAGAUGUAGUAAAUGGUUCAAGGCAAGUUGUUAAUGGAGCAAAUCUAGUUAGAAGACAAUCUACUCAAUCCCUUGUAAAAACCCCAAGAGUUAGGGAUUCCAAAGAACUCCCACUGGUGGAGGAGCUGAAGGUUUUGCCCUCAGAUGAAGGUUUCAGUUGGGCAAAUGAAAGGUAUAAUUCGGUGCAAAGGAGUAUAGAUGUUUGGUCUUUUGUUCUAUCUUUGCGUGUCCGUGUUUUGUUUGACAAUGCAAAAUGGGCAUAUUUGGGAGGCUUCACAGAAGAUAAGCAGAAAAAAAGAAGGCAAAAGACUGCCUCAUGGCUAAGGGAGUGUGUGCUGCAGCUUGGUCCAACUUUUAUUAAACUUGGACAAUUGUCUUCAACAAGGUCAGAUCUAUUCCCAAGUGAAUUUGUGGAUGAGCUUGCAAAGUUGCAGGAUAAGGUCCCUGCCUUCUCUCCAGUGAAAGCAAGAAGCUUCAUUGAGAGUGAGCUUGGAGCUCCCAUCAACAUAUUGUUUAAGGAGUUUGAGGACCAGCCAAUUGCUGCUGCUAGUCUUGGUCAGGUCCAUCGGGCUAUCCUUCAUAAUGGAGAGAAAGUAGUGGUGAAAGUUCAGAGACCUGGUCUCAAGAAGCUUUUUGACAUUGACUUACGAAAUCUAAAGCUAAUUGCAGAGUAUUUUCAGAGAAGUGAAACUUUUGGUGGUCCAUCAAGAGAUUGGAUCGGCAUAUAUGAAGAAUGUUCCACGAUUUUGUAUCAAGAAAUUGAUUACAUAAAUGAAGGGAAGAAUGCAGAUAGAUUCCGCCGAGAUUUUCGAAAUAUAAAGUGGGUCCGAGUACCACUGGUUUAUUGGGAUUAUACUGCCUCAAAGGUGUUGACCUUGGAGUACUUACCAGGGAUUAAGAUAAAUCGGCUAGAUAUGCUAGAUUCACGGGGUUAUAAUCGGUCACGAAUAUCAUCACGUGGUAUUGAGGCUUACUUAAUUCAGAUACUAAAAACUGGUUUCUUUCACGCUGAUCCUCAUCCUGGAAAUCUUGCUAUCGAUGUGGAUGAAGCAAUCAUCUACUAUGAUUUUGGUAUGAUGGGAGAAAUAAAAUCUUUCACCCGGGAGAGACUGCUUGAACUUUUCUAUGCAGUUUAUGAGAAAGAUGCAAAGAAGGUGAUAAAAAGCCUUAUAGAUCUUGAAGCACUCCAGCCCACAGGAGACAUGUCGUCGGUUAGGAGAUCUGUGCAGUUUUUCUUGGAUAAUUUGUUAAGCCAAACACCAGAUCAGCAGCAGACUUUGGCUGCAAUUGGGGAGGAUUUAUUUGCAAUAGCACAAGAUCAGCCAUUUCGAUUUCCAUCCACCUUUACCUUUGUCAUAAGAGCAUUUUCAACCCUUGAAGGUAUAGGAUAUGUCCUUGAUCCAGAUUUUUCCUUUGUAAAGAUUGCUGCGCCAUAUGCACAGGAGCUUUUGGAUAUAAGACAGAAGCAGCGGUCUGGGACACAACUUGUGGAGGAAAUUAGGAAGCAAGCUGAUGAUGCCAGAACAUAUACCAUGUCCAUGCCAUACAGAGUUCAGCGGAUAGAGGAAUUUGUGAAACAGCUUGAGUCAGGGGACUUGAAACUCCGAGUCCGGGUGCUUGAGUCCGAAAGAGCAGCUCGAAAAGCAACCGUACUACAAAUGGCAACUAUGUAUACAGUGUUGGGAGGCACCCUUGUAAAUCUUGGGGUCACUUUCAGCAGUCAAGGUAGUCAAUUGAUUGCAAAUGGAUCAUUCAUUGGUGCAGGAGUUUUUAUGGCAUUUCUUGUUAGGUCCAUGCAAAGGGUGAAGAAGCUUGAUAAAUUUGAGAAGAUGAUAUAGUUUCUUUCCUAACACGUCAAUUCUUCCUUAGAUAUUUGAUACAUAUUAGUCAAAGUCUCUUUUUUUUUUUCACAUGCAUACCAGAGCAGUAUGCAUUGUAUACAGAACAUGAUUAAAUAGGGAAAUGCCUCCCUGCUAUAGAUUAAAAACUGUACAAGGGAGAUAAAUUGAAAUUCUUAGGCAUAUAUGUGACUUUAAAUGUUUUAAUAAAAAUAUACCAGCAGGUUCAGUUUA
Quercus robur (English oak) is the source of this 2659-nucleotide messenger RNA. Its product is annotated as protein ACTIVITY OF BC1 COMPLEX KINASE 7, chloroplastic. The transcript is spliced from 18 exons. NCBI's taxonomy places the organism in Eukaryota, Viridiplantae, Streptophyta, Magnoliopsida, Fagales, Fagaceae. Gene Ontology annotation, biological process: regulation of response to reactive oxygen species. The record is from RefSeq and is a predicted model, not a curated record. The coding region runs from base 299 to 2425 and encodes 708 amino acids.